AUGCGCUUUUCGAUCAUUCUGGGAUAUUCAUUGAUCAGCCUUAGUGCUGCUUCUCACCUUCAUGCUAGAAACUCACUCUCUUCAUGUGAUGAGGCGACCCUCAAUACGACUGUCGGUGCCUACACCGCCCAGGAGGGCGACACCCUGGCCAGCAUUUCAUCCACCGUCAACCGAGGCAUGUGUGAUAUCGCCCGUCUGAACCGUAUGGCCGAUGCACUUCUUCCGUUGACGACUGGAGAAGCUUUGAUCAUCCCACCUGAAACCUGUCAGCUCGAUAACUCGACCUGUCUGAUCACCGCCCAUCCGAAUGGGACAUAUUCCGAUUGUGUCAAGGGUGGACCGCACACCUACUACACCCUCAAGGGGGACACCAUCCGCUACGUCGCCCUCAAACUCAACAUUACCAUCGACUCACUCUUGGCCACUGCCCAGGGGCCCGACAAAGAUGCCGAUACAGUGCUGGAUGAGGGCGACUUCCUCAAGAUCCCGCUCUGUAGUCCCAGUCACUGCUCUUUCCAUCCGUAUACCUUCACGUAUGGUACCUAUAAGGAUAUUGCGGAGAAGUCGGGCUCGACAGUUGGUCAAUUAAUGGCGAUGAACCCCACGUAUAAUCACAGUGAUGUGGCUCGGGGUGAAGGUCCUGUUCUUGCUGUGGUGAGAGAUUGUCACACUGUGGGGUCUAAUGUCACCGUUAUCUCUUGA
Messenger RNA from Penicillium olsonii, 702 nucleotides. Lineage: Eukaryota; Fungi; Ascomycota; Eurotiomycetes; Eurotiales; Aspergillaceae. The record is from the annotation of a GenBank genome assembly.